This is a messenger RNA of Aspergillus thermomutatus, 1509 nucleotides long. RefSeq lists its product as uncharacterized. NCBI's taxonomy places the organism in Eukaryota, Fungi, Ascomycota, Eurotiomycetes, Eurotiales, Aspergillaceae. The record is from RefSeq and is a predicted model, not a curated record. The transcript has a single exon. The coding region runs from base 1 to 1509 and encodes 502 amino acids.
AUGCUGCUCACUCUGAAACCUUCCGUUCAAAAUAGGAUCAAAGGUCCUCAUGAGUUCUCCAUCGUCCGCCAAUCUGUUCCAACCCCGCGGUCUUCCCCGCCUACUGUCCCAGACGCCUCUGCCGCUACGCCUCCAAAACCGGCUGCGGAUCAUUCCAUUACCUCUUCGCGCAGAGGAUUGCCUCCUCCAUCGUCAGUUAAUCUCCAACCGGACGUUGACCGCUCCACCAUGGCACCUAUGAGCCAAUUACCCCCCGCGCCGCCGGGAUGGAGCUCCCCGGAGGACUUACGCCAAUGGCUCCAGGCCAAAGCUGAGGAAGAUCGCAAAUGGCAAGAAGAGGAGAAGACACGCCAGGAGUCUCUCCGAUUAGAGCAGCGGAAGAUCGAACAGAGCAUGCUUCGUGAUUCGCUGCAGUCGGGAGUUCCGCCUCAGAUGAUUCCGCUCAUCUUCGCGGGAAUCAGUGGCGGCAGCCUUCCCCAGUCUGCUAUUGAAUUGAUACGGCAGUACGCGUUUCAGAAUCCUGGCACGCGCAGUAAUGCGCCUCCUCCCCCUUCACACCCUUCAGCUCCUCCUCUGCACCAGCAACAGCCAUCCGCACUCGACCUACCGCCGCCACCCUCACUCCCCCAGCGGCAUCCGCCUUUGGCAAUCCCCGCAGACAUUCGACGUGACUCACAAGUCCUACCACCAAAUCCGUACGCGAGCCUUCCACCACAGCAACAGCCGAUUCCUGGGCCUGUGCUGUCUCAGCCUCUCACUACUCAUAGACGUUCUCCCACCAAUCGGUCUUUCGGACGUCCUCCCUUGUCAAGCGGCCCUGGAACUGCCAGUGCCCCGCCUUUGUCUCGCAUCAACGGCGAGACACUUUUGCAGCAUGUCCCAGUCACACUAAGUAACGCACAGUAUGCACCUGGCUCGUCAGUUCCUCCGUCUCAGCCUGCGGGAGUCAAACAAGACCAUCCGCCACGGCAUUCUCCGCCGUCCUUAUACUUUCACCAUUGGGUCCCACCAGGCCAGCCGCCUCCAGCAAAGAACCAACAUGACUCCCCGGUGAUAUCCCUUGCUCAGUCGCAGCGCCGUUACGAGUACCAGAGUCCCCCAAGUCGAAAAAGAAAGUCUCAGAUACCCCAUCAGCCGGCUCCUCUUCCAUCCUCACGUCCCUCGGACGGCAUCUCCUCUUCCUUGCCGUCCUCCCGGCUUGGUUCUCCGAUCGCCAGCGCUGGUCACCCGCCAGAUUCUCGAGCCCAUUACCGGCAGCGCAGUGACGCAUCUAGCUCACUUGAUUCGCGAAUGCAAGAUCAUCGGGAAGCCAACCAAGGUACUGAUUCGCUAAAUCAGAAGCCCGGCGCAUCGAGCUCGAAUCAACGGCCGGGUGAUUUGAGCCCUACGAAGGAUUUACAUCGUGGAGAUAUACCAUCCGGCAGCGCAGGUGUUCCGUCCCACAUGUCUGACAGUGUCAUCAAUUCUAGCAAGGCUGAAGAUGCUGCUGGAACUUCUGCGCAGCCUUAA